UAACAGCCUAAGCAUUACGAAACUUCUAAUAGAUCAAAUAAGCCUCACGUAUCAAAAUAGAAAUGCAUUUUUUAAUAUUGAAUAAAUUCGACACUAAAUGUCUCCCAUACAAAAACUCUUCACUUGCUUAAUAAUUAAUUAUUUGCUGAACGUGGAGAGAUUUUGGGCGGAGUAAACCCUCUCGUGUUGCCUCUUCCUCUCCGAUUUGGCUCAAAUAAGAAGAGGCGUGAACGUCGGGUGGCUUUGCUGUUGAACAGGUCAUGUCGGUAAAGAUGGAAAUGGAUGUCAGUGGCGUGUCCAGGACACCCAUCUCUGUUCUACCUGCUGCUGCAGAGGUCAAAGCCAUGCUGAAACCCGAUACGGGGGACAGGCCCCGCUGUGCCAGCACCCCCUGCUCCCCCAUCAAAAGUACUGUUUCAGGCUUCCAGAUCCUCCACAUGGACUCCAACUACCUAGUCGGCUUCACCACCGGCGAGGAGCUGCUAAAACUAGCCCACAAGUGGUCUCCCAACCCAGAGAAGACCCUUAUCACCACACCGACCACCACAACGUCAACAGCAUCAGAGGCCUUGCCCAGUUCUGUCCCCAAACCCAUGGACCUGGGCACCCACCGGGCGUCGCGCAUCUACAAAGCCAAAAACCGCUACUACCAGCCAUACGACAUCCCCGUGGUCAACGGGCGCCGGCGGAGGCGCAUGCCCAGCUCAGGUGACCCCUACCUCAGGCCCCUGUCCCAGGGGGAGGGUGGCCCAGGGAGGGCCCUGCACCACGGCCCCCUGCCCCUCUGCCUUCUCAAGGGGAAGAGGGCCCAGUCCAAGUCCCUGGACUACCUCAACCUGGACAAAAUGAGUGUCAAGCAGCCUCCGGCCGACACAGAGGUGCUGCAGUUCCAGCUCCAGCACCUGACGCUGCGGAGCGAGCGCAUGUUCACCAGGAACAAGACAUGAAGCAACACCRGUCACCACCCGCCUGUUCUCUCAUCCACUCCCGUGGGAUUUGRGUGCUAUUUCCGGCUGUGCGUUUCUCUCCCUACUCAGAUCAUAGGAUAGUCCUUUAAGGGGACACUUGUGGAGACCACUAAUCUUGUUAUUAUUAUGAAGCGAGGGUGACAAACUAAGCGGGUCUCUUGACGAAAUGAGACGCAUGCUAACGUAUACGUAAAAAUCCAGUGAACACAAAUUGUUAAGUUAGUACACUGAAAACGGGGGUCUUUUAGAUACAAAAAUGUGAAGUUCGUCAGGAUUAGCAAUAACUGGUAAACUUAUUUAUUGACAAUGUUUGUGUGUGUGGUGUGUGUGUGUUGGUGUGUGUGUGUGUGUGUGUGUGUGUGCGUGCGCGCGCACCUUUUUAAAAAUGGUAAGGGAUGUGUAACCAAUGCCUCUCAAACUGGCCCCAUUUUCCGGAUUUGGACUGCACUGUUAGACAUAUUAUGUUUUUACAGACCUUGCAUCCUCAACUACAGCACACCUUUACUUUUUAACCACUAUACAUCCAUAGCAAUUAGCAUUAGCCGCAGCASUACUGCACUAUAMAUCCAUAGCAAUUAGCAUUAGCCGCAGCAGUACYGCACUCUACAUCCAUAGCAAUUAGCAUUAGCCCCAGCAGUACUGCACUAUACAUCCAUAGCAAUUAGCAUUAGCCCCAGCAGUACUGCACUAUACAUCCAUAGCAAUUAGCAUUAGCCUGAGCAGUACUGCACUUUACAUCCAUACCAAUUAGCAUUAGCCCCAGCAGUACUGCACUUUACAUCCAUACCAAUUAGCAUUAGCCCCAGCAGUACUGCACUAUACGUCCAUAGCAAUUAGCAUAAGCCAAAACAGUACUGCGCUAUACAUCCGUAGCAAUUAGCAUUAGCCCCAGCAGUACUGUAUGUAAGCUACUGUAUGUCUGUAUGUGUGUGGAUGUAUAGGGACGGCAGGUAGCCUAGUGGUUAGAGUGUUGGACCAGUAAC
This is a messenger RNA of Salvelinus sp. IW2-2015, 1951 nucleotides long. RefSeq names its product macrophage immunometabolism regulator (gene macir). NCBI's taxonomy places the organism in Eukaryota, Metazoa, Chordata, Actinopteri, Salmoniformes, Salmonidae. Gene Ontology annotation, biological process: negative regulation of fibroblast migration; negative regulation of cytokine production involved in inflammatory response. The record is from RefSeq and is a predicted model, not a curated record.